ACUGUUUUAACGCUAAUUUGUUAUUUUGAGGCUCCUCCAUUUUCGUCGCAUUCUGCAGUUAGAUUCGGGAUCGAAAAGUCAGAUAAAUAUCAGUAAACACAACCACUGGACUCCCCCUAGUUUGUACAUUAGUUUCCUUACACACCAAGAUGCAGCGAAUGGGCCUUCUGGCCAUCUUGGCACUUUUCUGUGCCUGCGGCUUCGUUGCCGAUGCCACGCCCAUCGAGGGAGGCGGUAAGCUACUAGGAGCCAAGUCGUGCACCUGGGGCCCCUCGUACUGGUGCGACAAUUUCAGUAAUUCUCGAGAAUGCCAUGCCACCCGCCACUGUAUCAACGCAGUCUGGACAAAGCAGGAGGUGCCGGUGGAUACCGACUCCAUCUGCAAGAUAUGCAAAGACAUGGUCACCCAAGCCCGCGAUCAGCUGAAGAGCAACGAGACCGAAGAGGAGCUCAAGGAGGUCUUCGAGGGCUCCUGCAGGCUGAUCCCCAUCAAGCCCAUUACCAAGGAGUGCAUUAAGAUGGCCGAUGACUUCCUCCCCGAACUGGUCGAGGCCUUGGCUUCCCAAAUGAACCCUGAUCAAGUGUGCUCUGUGGCCGGACUUUGCAACAGCGCUUCCAUUGACGAAAAGCUGAAGAAGGCCUACCAAGAUGCCCUCGAGGGAAAACUAAGCGAGGACGAAGAAGACAGCUCAGAGGAGAACACCAAAGCGAUCGUCAAGCCCAACAAAGUUCUGUCCUGCAACGAUUGCAACUAUCUCUCCAGCAUAAUGCACUACAAGUUCGCUAACACCGAUCGUGAUGACAUGGUGGAGAACCUGCUGCAUAUGUGCGGAUACCUUUCGAGCUUCUCUGACGCCUGCGCCAACAUUGUGUUGACGUACUUCAACGACAUCUACGAUCAUGUGAGCCAGCACCUGGGAAGCGACGCCGUGUGCCAUGUGUCGGGAGUGUGCGCCGCCAGCAGGUACCACCAGCAUAACGAAGAGAAGCCGCCAGAGGCUGUGAUUGCUUUGGGCGCUGGCGAUGACAUUCCGUGCGAGCUCUGCGAGCAGCUGGUGAAGCACUUGCGCGAUGUUCUGGUGGCCAAUACGACCGAAACUGAGUUCAAGCAGGUGCUGGAGGGAUUCUGCAAGCAGUCCCGCGGCUUCAAGGACGAGUGCCUCGGCAUUGUGGACCAGUACUACGCCGUCAUCUACAACACCUUGGUGAACAAGCUGGAUGCCAACGGAGCCUGCUGUAUGAUUGGCAUUUGCCAGAAGCAGAGUUCUUCUUCGGAUAAAUUCGCUCCAAUUAUGCCUCUUCUGCCCGUGAUCGAGCCCGCCCAGGUCAAGGUUACCAUCGAAAAGCUGGAGAAACAUGAGAAGAAGAAGCUAGGCGCCAGUGAACCCAAGUUCAGCCAGCAGGAGAUUCUGGACAUGCAGCUGCCCAUUGAUCAUCUGAUGGGUGCCGCUAACCCCCUAGAGUUGGUUGAAGGCGGAGAGCUGUGCACCAUCUGCGAGUAUCUGCUGCACUUCAUCCAGGAGACUUUGGCCACUCCCGCCACCGACGACCAGAUCAAACAUACUGUGGAGACCGUUUGUGGCAAGCUUCCCAAUGGAGUGGCCGGACAGUGCCGCAACUUUGUAGAGAUGUAUGGCGAUGCCGUGAUUUCUUUGCUCAUCCAGGGCUUGAACCCCCGUGACGUGUGCCCCAAGUUGCAAAUGUGCCCGAAGAACGUCGAGAAGAAGGAGGACAUUGAAGUGUUCCACCCUGUGCCGGUCACCGACGAGCAGGACACGCCAACCUGCCCGCUGUGCCUAUUUGCUGUGGAGCAGGCCCAGAUCAAGAUCCGCGACAACAAGUCCAAGGACAAUAUUAAGAAGGUUCUGGCUGGCUUGUGCACCCAUCUGCCCGACAAGCUGAAGAACGAGUGCGUCGAUUUUGUGAACACCUACUCCAACGAACUGAUUGACAUGCUGAUCACCGACUUCAAGCCGCAGGAGAUUUGCGUGCAACUGAAACUCUGCCCCAAGUCAAAGGACACUCUGGCCGACCUGGGAAUCAGCCUGGAGGAUGAUGACAAGUCGAGCAGUGAGGAGAUCACCAACGACAUCGAGUCCCUCGGGGAGCUGCCCCUGCAGUUUGACUUCGACGACGGAUUCAACGCUGGACCCAACUGCCUGAUCUGCGAGGAGUUGGUGAAGGAACUGGAGAAGAAAAUGGGCAAGCACCCUACCAGAGACAGCAUCAAACAAAUCCUGGAGCAGUCGUGCGACAAGUUGAAGAAGCCAGUGGCUGGAAAGUGCCACAAGCUCAUUGAUAAGUACGGUGAUAAGAUCGCUGACCUGCUGCUUAAGGAGAUGAGCCCCAAACUGAUUUGCGCCGAGCUGGGUCUGUGCCUGGUGGCUCAUGAUCUCGACGACCUUGAAGUGGACGAGGCUCUGAAGUAUGACGUGAUUGCUCUUCCCCAGCAGGGCGACAAGCUGGCUCGUCUGGAAGCUUCCUCCCUUAAAGAGCCACCGACUUGCGUUUUGUGCGAGUUCGUCAUGACCAAGCUGGAAAACGACCUCAAGAACAAAACCGAGCAGGAUGAUAUCAAGCGGGCUAUCCUGGCCGUGUGCAAGAAGAUGCCUGGCACCGUUCGCAAGCAGUGUGACUCUUUUGUCGAGGGCUACGCCACUGCAGUGAUUGAUUUGCUGAGCAAGGUGCCGCCCAAGGAAGUGUGCCAGAAGCUGCAGCUCUGCUUCAGCAUGGCAAUCACCGACGAGGUCAUCGAGUGCGGCGUCUGUCAUGGAGCCACCCAGGUCCUCUUGCCGUUCCUGCGCGAACAGAAGGAGACGGUGACCACUCAGCAGAUGACUUCUGUGGGCUGCGAGAACUUGCCGGCCAAGUACUACAAGAUUUGCUCUGAGAUGAUCUCCAUCUAUGGAAAGAGCAUCAUCAAUCUGGCCUCGCGUGAUUAUGUAGAUCAGGGUCAUGUCUGCGCGGAAAUCGGCAAGUGCUUCGAGAGCGAGAAAUCUGCAUUGGCCUAUGCCAGACUUACAGUUUAAAAUCAUCCCGGAUGAUUCGUUGUGAUGUGGCAUGAGGAGGAGAAGUAGAAUGAGUAGCAAACGAAAAAAAAGAGGAGAUGGAAGAAUCGUCCCCAUGCUUUAUAUAUAUAUACUUUUACACAAUAUAUCUGUUUACAUUCUAUAACGAUUUACUGUAAAUGAACGACCAUUACUUACCUUUCUGUUCUGUUUCCGCACCCUGUUCUGGCUCUAAAUUUGUUAGGGGUAUUUGUGAUGAUAAAAUGAUUUUAUAAAGUGCUCUCGAACCGGGCUGAAAAAGUGAAACUUAACUGAGAAUAAAACUAAAACUAAGAUGUAACCUAAUCGUACUUUCAA
Drosophila bipectinata is the source of this 3365-nucleotide messenger RNA. RefSeq names its product prosaposin (gene Sap-r). Gene Ontology annotation, cellular component: lysosome. The record is from RefSeq and is a predicted model, not a curated record. NCBI's taxonomy places the organism in Eukaryota, Metazoa, Arthropoda, Insecta, Diptera, Drosophilidae. Gene Ontology annotation, biological process: sphingolipid metabolic process.